AUGGCAAGUAAAAAAAUGAUGAUUCGUUGGGAUACAAAGUGUGAGUGGAAUGGACGUCAACAACCAGUUCCGCGAAAAGACAUUGAUCCACCGAAACCGGCCAGCCUAGCAGAAGGCGAAAGAAUCAGAGUGAAGUUUUCUGGAAGGUGGUACAACGCAUUCGUGGUUACAUCGUGGUCAAAAGAACAAAAAGGUUAGUGUUUUAUAGUAUAUUGUUCCUUCGAAUUUCCUCAGCCAUUGUCCCAUUCAGGAUAUGAGAUUUAUUAGAGUCUUGCCCCUGCAAAACACCUUCGAUCUUAACCAUUCCAUCUUAUCCCGUGGGAGCAGGGAUAGCACAGUGUUGAAAGCAUGACACUGCUCUGAGAUGCUUUUCUCUGGGUGCUCUGGUGGUUUCCAUUUUUUCGUCCCCUAAGCAAGAAAUUUCACUAAAAGUUACGGCUAGUUUCAAUUUAAUAUGGUUUGACCUAAAUUGGUGGUUACAUUUUUAACAGGUGUUGCAAAAAACAAGUCUUCAACUGCUGGAAUAGGAGGCAACGUGGAUGA
Molecule: messenger RNA, 543 nt
Organism: Porites lobata
Lineage: Eukaryota; Metazoa; Cnidaria; Anthozoa; Scleractinia; Poritidae
Source: the annotation of a GenBank genome assembly